CAAUGGCAUCAGUAAGGAAAUACACUACCAUUCUCAUAGUUACAACCCUUCUCAGUUUCGGGUUUCAAGCAUUGUCUGAUUCAGGGAUCGGAACCAUCAACGUCCCUCCAUACUUACCUUCAGCAUGCUAUGGGUUUGAAGAUAAGGGAGUUAUGAUAGCUGCUGCUAAUGAAGAUUUGUGGGAUGGUGGAGCUGUUUGCGGAAAGUAUUUCCAAGUGACUUGUACUGGGGGAACCAAUCUAGGUACCCCACACCCUUGUAAUGACAACCCAACAGUGACGGUAAUGAUCACCGACUUCUGCCCGCCUCCAGGUUGCCAGGGUAAUCUUGAUUUGGCUAACGAAGCGUUUUCUAUCAUUGCUGAUCCAGAUGCGGGAGGGAUUCAGAUUUCUUACCAACAGUUGUGAAGAAGAAUAAAUAUCAUAAACGCUACCUAUUAGAUACCCGUCUCAAGGGUGUCUAAUAAGCCUUAUACGUACUGUAAGUCAGAUGACGAACAGCAGAUCUAGCAGUUUCAAACUAGUAUUAAAUUUCAUAUUGGUGUUAAGUUUCUCUUUAAUGUCUUGUUUCAAUUCCUAUUAGGAAUGCAUUGUAAAAUUCUUGAUGUUGCUGUUAUAUUUUCAUCAUGAAAAUGAGUUCUUUAAA
Molecule: messenger RNA, 645 nt
Organism: Erigeron canadensis
Lineage: Eukaryota; Viridiplantae; Streptophyta; Magnoliopsida; Asterales; Asteraceae
Product: EG45-like domain containing protein
Exons: 3
Coding region: 3-407 (134 amino acids)
Biological process (GO): systemic acquired resistance
Cellular component (GO): cell wall; apoplast
Source: RefSeq, a predicted model, not a curated record